Molecule: messenger RNA, 1356 nt
Organism: Oryza brachyantha (malo sina)
Lineage: Eukaryota; Viridiplantae; Streptophyta; Magnoliopsida; Poales; Poaceae
Exons: 1
Coding region: 1-1356 (451 amino acids)
Source: RefSeq, a predicted model, not a curated record
AUGGAGCCAAACUUCACCAUGGAAACCCAUGAAGAAUCUGAUAGUGAUGCAGAAGUUGAGCAAUUCUUUUGGGACUUCAUGAAUGAUCCCACUGAAGCUCAGAUUGAGGCACAAAUCAAAGCUCAAAUGGAGGCACAACAACGAGGUACGUCUACUCAAUACCGAAGGUUCCAUAGAAGGCAUAUAGAAAGAGAUCGUGGAGCUGCUAGGGACCGAUUGAUGCUUGAUUACUUCUCAGAAAAUUCAGUAUAUGAUGAUUUCCAGUUUCGACGGAGGUAUAGGAUGAAGAGACACCUAUUUCUACAAAUUGUUCAGACCCUUAGUUCUUGGUCUCCUUAUUUUUGCCAAAGGAGCGAUGCAUUUGGAAAGGUGGGCUUUACACCCUUGCACAAAUGCACUGCUGCUAUGAGGAUGCUAGCAUAUGGAACACCUGCUGAUUUGUGGGAUGAAAAUCUGCGAAUAGCUGAAACCACAGUUAUUGAGUGCAUGAAUACCUUCUGUAGAGGUGUGAUUGAGUGUUUUGGUCCUACAUACCUAAGAAAACCAACUAGAGAAGACAUCCAAAGGUUACUUCAUAUAGGCGAAGCUCGUGGUUUUCCAGGCAUGUUGGGAAGUGUAGAUUGCAUGCAUUGGCAAUGGAGAAACUGUCCAGUGGCAUGGAAGGGGCAGUAUAAACGUGGAGAUCAGCCUGGACCUACUGUCAUGUUAGAGGCUGUUGCUUCACACGACCUUUGGAUAUGGCAUGCAUUUUUUGGUGUUGCUAGAUCAAACAAUGAUAUCAAUGUCCUUAAUAGAUCACCUUUAUUCACUGAAGUAGUACAAGGAAGAGCUCCAGAGGUUCAUUUUACGGUUAAUGGCAAUGAAUACAAUUUGGGCUACUACCUAGCAGAUGGUAUUUAUCCGGAGUGGGCAACAUUUGUGAAAACAAUUCAUUUGCCUCAAUGUGACAAAGACAAAUUAUUUGCAGAACACCAAGAGGGAGCAAGAAAAGAUGUUGAACGCGCUUUUGGUGUUUUGCAAGCUCGCUUUGCCAUUCUACGAAACCCAGCACGUAUGUGGCAAGUGCGAUCACUUGCUGAAAUCAUUUAUGCAUGUAUUAUAUUGCAUAACAUGAUCGUGGAAGAUGAAAGAGAUUCUUUUGGGGUUCGCUACGAUGACAACUAUGAGCAUGAGUAUGAUGCUGGUAGCUCAUCCACACCAUUGUUAGGAUAUGGACAUGGGCCAAUUCAUGGAUUCUCUGGGGUUCUAGAGAUUGAAGAAGAUAUUCGGGAUCGAGAUAUGCAUCGUCGUCUCAAGACAGACUUGGUUGAGCAUAUAUUCCAGCGUUUUGGGGUGGUCAAGCUUAGACUUGUUUAG